ACAGGAAGCUAGAAAGUUGAGUCUGGAGCCCAGAAGGGAUAUUAGGCUAAAGGAAGAGGAAUGAGGUCAUCUACAUGGAAGUCAUGGUUGAGAGAGAUUUGGGGAGUCCUAGCCCCAGAUCUUUAAGUGGCGGUGUUUUAUGAUCCAAAAGUAGGCAGCCAGAGAGGCGAGGUGGUUGAUUAGACUAAGAAAGCAGCCCAAGACAGGAAGAGAGAGAGAGGCAAGGGACAAAGGGUCUCCUUUGUUGGAGUUUUUUGUAUUUUGGGAUUGACUUUCAUGAAAACUCAGGGUGUGACCCAAACCUUAUAUUGUCACUAAAUGAACCAAAAAACCAGCAGAUUUCCCUUGCUGAUUAGUCUUUUCUCUGAAGUGUCUUUUGCCAUCCUUCCCCUUUUUUCUAAGGCUUCAAAUUAGGAAGUAGCUAAGAGAUUAAAAAGGAAGUGGAUGAGAGAGAAAUGCAAAGGAAAGUUGAACAAGUAGAAGGUGGCUGACGCAGGCUGUGUUGUAAACACCUGGAUUCCAGCCGGGACCUGGAUUUCAGCCGGGACCUGGAUUUUCUGGGGAUACCAGCCAGGGAGAUAGGACCAUGUGGUUGUCCCCAGCUCUGCUCCUUCUCUGCCUUCCAGGCUGCUUGUCCCUGACGGGCCCCAGCUCUGUGAUGGGAACCAUGGGAGGCUCUCUGAGAGUGUGGUGUCAGUACGAGAAGGCGUACAAGGGGUAUAACAAAUACUGGUGCAGAGGAAAGUAUGACACCUCAUGUGACAUCAUUGUGGAGACCAAAGGAGAAGAGAAAGAAGAAAGGAAUGGCCGCGUGUCCAUCAGAGACUACGCUGAUGACUUCACCUUCACAGUGACCAUGGAGAACCUCAAUGCUAAUGACGCUGGAUCCUACUGGUGUAAAAUUCAGAGAGUCUGGAUCCUGGACGCGUUGUCAUAUGACCCCUCAGUCCAGGUUAAUGUGUCUGUUUUCCCAGCACCAAGUACAACCACAGGGCGGACCACAUGUCCAGCUGCACCUGCUCCCUUCCCGACCGUGAAUGCUGGGCAGAGCCUCAGCACCAAGGAGGUGUCAACACGCUGCACAAGGUCAUGGCUCAAGGCCUGGAGACCACGGAGGAGGGGGUCCCUCUUCAGCAGCGUCCACUUCCUGCUCCUGAUCUUCCUGAAGCUGCCCCUGUUCCUGAGCAUGGUUGGCGCUGUCCUCUGGGUGAACAGACCUCACAGGGGCCCUGGAGGGAGAGACAGUCAGCCUGAGCUGGGGAAUCCUGUGCAGCGCACCGUCCCCAGGAAUGCCCUGUCCAGGAAUACAGCCCUUCAGACUGGACAAGGGAGACCUUUGGACUCUGGACUCUAGGACGGCUAGGCAGCAGAGCGUGGUCUGGAGGGACUCAGGUCUUCUGGGGGAAGUGGUCAAGGGAGAGUCCUGGAUCUUAGAAGACACUUGCUCUGAGCCCUUAGGCGGAGGAGGGCUGGGUCUCCUCUGCCCCUGUUUGCAGUCCUCUUUUCUCCUCCACAGACCCCCUGGUUCCUUGCCCUCUUGCCCACCUCCCAAAGGCAAGAAUUCUCUGGAAGUUGCAUGCUCAGAAGCCUGGCCUUUUUCUCCUCUCCUUGGCACAAAGGCUUCUCAGCUCAGUGUCCCCAGGGAAAUAAACACCUCCUUCUUGCAGACAGGAGGUUCUCUGAGGACACAGCACUCACAGCUUCAGUCCUGGGCUCAUAGGACCCCCACCCCCUCCUCAGGGACCGUCACAGGGGAGUUUGGCCCUGACAGAGUGUGAUCACGAAGCUUCCCUCUGUCUUGCACCCUUGGGCUUCUUCCUCCCUUCCAACUCCUCUUGGGUCUCACUGGGCUUCAAUCUCCCUCCUCUUUUUGUCCCUAUGACCAAUGCAUCUCUGCCUGGCUCAGCCAUGGCUGAGCAUCUUCAAUUUAAAGUUCUGGGGCCAGCUGGAGCAGUACUAGGAAAAGGAGGCAGUGGGUGCCCCUGUGUCACUUUUGGAAAUCCUUGACUUGGAGGGUCUCCUGUGCAUGGAGUUGACAGAGAGUCCGGCUUGAUCCAUGUUAGGAGAAGUCUGACCGUCUGUUGACAAUUAACCCUUUUCACAGAAGAGGCAGAUGUGUUUCCAGGCGCAGGUGCAGGUGCAGGUGUGGGACACAGAGGUGAGGAAAUAACUUUUACCACAUUGGGAUGGUAUGAGCCACAGCCACUACAGGCAAACCUAGCCCAGGAAAGGGCUCAGUUGGUUUUUGAAUGCUUGUCUGUUGCUCUAUCCCUGAGUUUGCAAGGAGAAGUUGCACAGUCUGUCACAAGCAAGCGUCACCAUUUCCGCUCAACUUUCUGCAUCCAGACCAAUCCUUUCCUCUGGGAGCUCCUCUGAGCAUUGAGUUCUCAUGCAGGGCUGCCUCUCUCCGAGCCUGAGUGCUGAUUGGCUCCCACAAGGGUGGGGACAUUCAUGGCAUCUCAAGGAGAUCUGGGGCUGGCCCCAAACUCAGCUGAAGGAAAAAUUCAAUCUGAAGAGGCUCAUAAUAAUAAUAAUAAUAAUAAUAAUAAUAAUAAUAAUAAUAAUAAUAAUAAUAAUAAUAAUAAUAAGAUACACAGGGUGAUGUAGGCAACAUAAUAAUGAGCAAGAGAGGAGAUUAUGAUGCACUUUAUAAAAAAGAUAAGCUCACAAGUCAAUGUAGCAUAAGAAGGCUGGUAAGAGCCACAGCACAGUCACCAGCAAGAUGCCUCACGAUGUCAGAGGGGAAAACAUUAUGUCAUAUUGGAUGGAUCAGUGGAAGGAGGUGACACUGGAGAAUGAUGUUAAAGGAGGUGUAGAAUGUCAGCCGACUGGGGUGGGAGUGGGGUGGAGAGGAAGAAGAGAGAGAGAGGACGUACUUAGAGCAGCAGCAGCAUAAGUGAAAACUGAGAGGCAGAAAAUCACCAUAAUAGUCACCCGUAGAGGACUUGUCAGCAAACAGAGUGUGAUUGUCACAGUUUCUCGUGGUGGAAGUGUGUCGGUGGGGGGGGGUGUGUGAAACUGUGGCAAUGCCGUGGUAGCUGACUUAGGGGAACUAAGGUGGGGCUGUGCCAUCAGGGGUUUGGGGGAAGCAAAGCAUCUAGGUUGGCUGGGACCCCACUGCAGGUCUGUGUGAGGAUCUGAGGAGGCGGUUGCCAGCAAAGCAGCAUGAAGUGUGGAGCAGGGCUGGGAGGUAAAGGCUCCAGAGGCCGGGGAGGAGGGAGCAAUGGAGGCUCGUUGGCUCUGCACUUUGGGAAGAACACAGCGCUCAAGGCUCACACCCAGCCUCGCUGAGAAACAGCCCCACCUUAACACCCCUUCCAGGCAGCCCCACCACCGUGCACAUCAGACCCUUCCUGCCCUGGGCCAUGGUCCCUCCCUGAGUCAGACCCUCUGCCCCUCUUUCAGGACAGCUUCCUCUGUGGUCCUGAGUCACUGUGAAGCAGAGGCCGCUGCGGGGAGGUGAUAAGGAAGGAGAAAUGCUUUUUGCCUUCACUUCCUUUUGUCCCAGAUGCUUCCUCUCCUGCCUCUUUGCAUACUUCCCUUGGCUCUGGACUGUUGGCCACUGUACUGCACCGAAAUCCCUUAUUCUAAUGACCUCCUAAGUGACGUUCCCACACAUCUCCCCUCUUAGGUGCUUCCCUCCCUCUGUCCCCAGCUCCCUCUCCCUCUCUUCUCUCUUCUUUGCUGAAUCCCUCUCCUUGCCCUUGGGUCCCUGCACCCCCACCCCUCUCCCUAGCAUCACCUCCACGCACAGGACUGUCACAUGUGCAUCUCUAGCCAACCUCGUCUCUGGCUCAGUUCUUGACUUUCAAAGUCAAUGCUGUUUUGUGGAACUACCUACCCUGUUAGCCGCUCAGAUGGGCUCAAAAUGAUAGCCCUUGUCAUCACCAGUCCUCAAACUGAAAUGUCACACUUGGUUCGUGGGUUAGGGCUUCCCUUCCCACCUGCCUCCGCCAGACUAGCCUUCCCAAGAUGUAGCCAACCGAGUCUUCUUCCUGCCACUUCUCACCCUCAGAGGGCCUUGCAGGGAUCGGGGGCUUGGAGGUGAAGUGACAAAGGGCUGUGCCUACAGGAGCAAGAGAGGGUGUGGUGGGCCAGUUCCGGGGAGGGAAGGGUGAGGGAAGAAGAGGCUGAACAGCUUCUGUUUGUGUUUACAUCUGAGGGCUGAGCCUUCUUCUGGGAUUGGGUGUUCCAGUGAGCCCUGGCGCUAUUGCCUGCAGCCAAGAACUUAUGAAGGGGCCGGGGACAGGACUGCAGGAAACAUCGACCCCCUUCCUCCCUCCCUCCCUUCCAUUCUUAACAAUUUUAUUGAAGUGUAAUUGGGAUAAAAUUGACUGCAUACAUUGAAAGUGCACAGUUGGAAGAUUUUUUCUUGCUGUUUUUAUUAUUUUUCAAAUUUUACGUAUUGUAAGAUUCAUUUUGUUGUGAUGUACAGUUCUGUGAAUUUUUCACACAUGCAUUAUUUCAUGAAACCACCAUCACACACAUGCAACAUAACUCCAUCACUUUCCCCCAAACGUCUUUAACUGUGAAUUCCAUUUCUUAAAUGGCAGGCAGUCAAGCUGGUGAAAUUAGGAAUUUUUAGGUGCUGAUCUGGCUUCUGAGAACUGGGGUUCCAACUUAGUUCAGCUUUCCCAGCCUUGGAGGUGCAUUCGGAUCUGGCCCGUGCGCGCCCCCCAGCGGCCAGUCUGUGGCCCUGUU
This is a messenger RNA of Camelus dromedarius (Arabian camel), 4701 nucleotides long. RefSeq names its product CD300e molecule (gene CD300E). NCBI's taxonomy places the organism in Eukaryota, Metazoa, Chordata, Mammalia, Artiodactyla, Camelidae. Gene Ontology annotation, cellular component: plasma membrane. Gene Ontology annotation, molecular function: transmembrane signaling receptor activity. Bases 587 to 1354 code for a protein of 255 amino acids. The record is from RefSeq and is a predicted model, not a curated record. The transcript is spliced from 4 exons.